AUGAGUUUUAAAGCUACAGAUACCGUUCCGUUCCUCCGGCAGCCCGUUUCAUUCCGUUCACCCAACACGUUUCGGUUACUAACUGAAGCUGCUUCAUUCUACGAGUCUUACUUAAGUGGCCAGUUCUCAGUUCCUCCGCCUUCGGUGCCUAACCAGCUGAAGCUCGUUAACCAACCAAGUCAUUCCCAUGUUUCGGCCGACGAUACUCCACUGUUGGCAGUUAAUGCCAACGUUGCCGAGUCCGAAACCGAACCGCCUCCGGUUCUCGACGGAAUCGCCGCCGUAGUGGGGGAACACGUUCUGUUCGGAGGCAAAAAGGCUGCUAACAACGAAGUCAACACCGAGAACACCCAAGUUUCCGAUUUCGUCAACCUCUCGCUGCGUUUUGGCGGUUCCGAAACUUCGAAAACAGCCGCCGAUAAGGACAUGGGAAACGUUUCGGUGCAGAAGAACUACAGGGGAGUGAGGAAGAGACCGUGGGGAAGGUUUUCGGCGGAGAUAAGGGACCGUAUCGGGAGAUGCAGACACUGGCUGGGGACUUUCGACACGGCCGAGGAGGCGGCACGUGCGUACGACUCGGCGGCAAGGAGGCUGAGAGGGGCAAAAGCUCAGACCAACUUUCAAAUCCCAUCGGUGUUUCCAGUCUCGUAUGACUCGGCUUCUUCAUCAGCUUCUGUUAAUAAUAAUGCGGCGGAGAAAAAGAGAAAAGUGAGUAGAAGUCGCGGAGCUAAACCCAAAUCUGUGAGGGAGACCAAUUCAGUGGUGGUAACUUCAGUGGCUCAACUGUUUAGUCAGACUCCAAUUCCCAGAACUUCUGUUAUUGGGAAUCGGAAUCCGAAUCUGGAGCUUGAUUUGAAGCUGGGCAUGAACUUUGGUUGCAGAGGAAGCUAG
Molecule: messenger RNA, 891 nt
Organism: Rosa chinensis
Lineage: Eukaryota; Viridiplantae; Streptophyta; Magnoliopsida; Rosales; Rosaceae
Product: ethylene-responsive transcription factor ERF084
Exons: 1
Coding region: 1-891 (296 amino acids)
Biological process (GO): regulation of DNA-templated transcription
Molecular function (GO): DNA-binding transcription factor activity; DNA binding
Source: RefSeq, a predicted model, not a curated record